This is a messenger RNA of Trichomycterus rosablanca, 2237 nucleotides long. It is a transcript of the gene cbx8a, whose product is annotated as chromobox homolog 8a (Pc class homolog, Drosophila). NCBI's taxonomy places the organism in Eukaryota, Metazoa, Chordata, Actinopteri, Siluriformes, Trichomycteridae. Bases 470 to 1516 code for a protein of 348 amino acids. Gene Ontology annotation, biological process: negative regulation of transcription by RNA polymerase II. The transcript has 7 exons. Gene Ontology annotation, molecular function: chromatin binding. Gene Ontology annotation, cellular component: PRC1 complex; chromatin. The record is from RefSeq and is a predicted model, not a curated record.
CAGAGUCAGGGCUCCUCAAUCUGCAAAGAUUUCUACCAAUUAUGCAUAUAAUUAUAAUAAUCUGUGAACAUGAACCCAUCAACGUUUUAUGACAAGACUAAAGAGGGCUGACAGUAGGGCUGGAAACAUGGCGCAUGUGGCUGUUUCACCUGAUGAAAAAGCUGAUUCUAGUUUGAUUAAACUCGAGCAUUAUGGAGUCAUUACGAGCUCAGCGCUCUUCACUGCACGGUGUCCGUCACUUCCGCGAAAGGACAACGUGACUCCUCCCUUCCCUUAGCAACUACAUUCACGUAGCAACAGUUCGACCAAUGGACUCGAGCAGAUACGGGCCCACCGACUCCGUUCCCAUGGCGACUGUUUAGCACGCAGUGACGUGUGUUGGAGGGAGUAUUAUGGGCUGUGCGUGCGUGAUUGCGCUGGUGAGGCUUGAGGCGGAGAGAGGAGUCGCGGCGGGGCAGGAGAAGUAAACAUGGAGCUGUCCGCUGUCGGGGAGCGGGUCUUCGCGGCCGAAUCCAUCAUCAAGCGACGCAUACGCAGAGGCCGGAUGGAGUAUCUGGUGAAAUGGAAAGACUGGUCACUGAAAUACAGCACCUGGGAACCAGAGGAAAAUAUCCUUGACGAACGACUAUUUGCAGCUUUUGAGGAAAGGGAACGUGAAAGGGAAUUAUAUGGGCCAAAAAAAAGAGGACCCAAACCUGAGACUUUUUUGGCAAAAGCUAAGGCCAAAGCCAAAAAUAAUGAAUUCAGAAGAGAGAUGUCACGAGAGAUUCAAGUUUCUUUUCCCAUUGCGGAGCCAGUUGUCACACCACGAGCUCGAGAAGGGCUCAGAACAGUUGUGCCCACAAUUUACCCUCCGAGCACUGUCAACAGAGGAGAAAGCGUUUGUGUACGACCUCCUGAACCAGAGAGAAAACCACGACCUCACGUCUCGGCAGCACAGAGAGUUAUAGACUCUGGUAAUGCUCCAAAAAAGAGAGGACCAAAACCAAAGUUGCGGUUUUCAGUUAAUGCUUCAGGUACUCGUCCGUCAGCUGAAAUAUUAAAAAGAAAAGCCAACGAACACUUUUAUUUUAGUCCUUCGAAAAUGAGAAGGCAUUUUCCAGGAGAAACAUCAGGCUGCAGUGUUUUCCAGUCAACGCAAAAGUUUCAAGCAGAAGCUAUUAGGGCUUCAAAACAAAUCGGAAGUGGUUCGAGUAGCUGUGGUCCUUCCAGCAGCACUUUGCGUACAACAGGACAUGGAAUUUUAAGGCACAGGACAAAUCAGUUCUCAAGUAGUCCAUCGGAUCCACACGCCAAAAGGAAACAUCUUUCCAAGAACAGUUUAUUUCAGUCUGAUCAUUAUUUGUCUCAGAAAUUUCCAGCAUCACACAACCUUGAAGGUAAAGGUGAGGAAUCCUGGAUCCCAUGUCUGAAUAAUAUUGAAAAGGUUACUGUUACAGAUGUAACCAGUAACUCUUUGACUGUAACAAUUAAGGAGAGUUCAACAGACCAAGGAUUUUUUAAAGAGAAAAGAUGACUUGUUUUUUUGUCUUGAUCAGUUGAUAUACACACACAUAAAAUAUUAUUUACGCAUUAUUCAUUCUAGUCUGUAAUACUUCAGUAUUUUUUGCAGUCACGUAAAUAUGUAAAAAAAAAAAAAAAAAAAUCAAUAGUCUAAAUAUAUACAUUUUCAGUCAUAUUUUCUAUGAAAAUGAAGUUUAUUUUUCUACUUCCUAAGAUUUGUGUCCAGAAUUAAAUUGUCUUUGUCAGCUGCAAUAGCCGUGGCCACAGUAAGCCUGUAACACCGUUGGCUGGAAACCACAUACAGUAAAAGCCUAGUAAAUAGUUUGUCAAUAAAAAUCAAUGUCAAGUGGUUUAAGCACCUUUAACUCGGAGUGAGGGAUGAGUUCCUCUUGUAUUAUCUCAUUUAUGUUCUUCAUUGUAUUGUGUGAUCAGAGUUUGUGUAUAAUAACAUGUCAGUCUGUGUGAAAGCACAACGUCAGUAUAAAUACAGACCAGACAGUGACUCAUGAGUACACUGCCAAAAACAACCAGUGUUCAGGACGUUACAUGGACUGUGUUAUUUUUUUGUUGAGUGUUUGUUACUGUAUAAGGCGGAAACUUUCUGGAUUUAUUUUGCUUUUUGCGGCAUAACAAGAAUAGAUUUAAAUGCUUGCUGUAUAGACUGCUUUGUAGGUCGCUUAUUAGCAGGUGAAAUUAUUAAUAAUAAAUAAUUGUCUUGCUUUAUUCUACUAAAA